Molecule: messenger RNA, 1652 nt
Organism: Babjeviella inositovora NRRL Y-12698
Lineage: Eukaryota; Fungi; Ascomycota; Pichiomycetes; Serinales
Exons: 1
Coding region: 72-1472 (466 amino acids)
Molecular function (GO): protein binding
Source: RefSeq, a predicted model, not a curated record
CAGGACAAGAAAGCGAUCCAAAAACGCUUCAAGAUGCUAGUUUCAGUUCACUACAGAUCCCACUAUCCCAGAUGUCAUUUUUGUCAGAGAGACAACGGCAGGAGCUCAACAAAUCAUUAGUGCAGUAUCUCCGACCGGUGCUCCCUGCGGUUGCAGCACAGUUACAGGAACAGUUUGCAGUGAGCGAUGACGACUUGACCAAAAUCAUCCCCGACUACCUCGAGAAGAAGUGGUCGACAGUGCUCCGACUUCAGAAGAAGAUCCUCGACCUUGAAAACCAGGUAGAACACCUCACAUCUGUGCUAGAGUCUAAUGAUCUCCACCAGAUGGCCAGUGAGGCCGCGCGCAAGCUGGACUGGCUCCCCAGCCGCAACUCCAAGAUCCUCAAGGCCCACCGUGACUCGGUAACCUGUGUUACAGUGCACCCAUACCUUCCACAGCUCGUGAGUGGUGGUAUGGAUGGCACGUUUGUGGUGUGGGACCUCCUCAACGCUACGGAGCCUGAACGCAUCGUCCGUGCGCACGCACGCGCAAUCACCGCGGUGGCGUUUGCGCCCAGAGAGAGCGUCAACAAGAGCACCAACAAAAAGCAGACGCUAUUUGCAACGUGUUCUGCGGAUCUCUUUAUCAAAAUAUGGGACGCUGACUUCAAUCUUGUCCGCACCUUAUCGGGCCACGACCACUCCGUAUCCGCACUCGCGUUCAGUCCUGCGAACCCCAACCAUUUGUACUCGUGUUCACGCGACAAGACUGUCAAACUCUGGGACCUCACCUCCGGCUGGUGUGUCAAGUCGUUUGUGGGCCACAGCGAGUGGGUGCGCGCGCUAGACGUCUCUCCCAACGGAGCGUACGUGCUCUCCGCGUCCGCCGAUCAGAGUCUUAGGUUGUCACACGGUGAGUCUGGGACCGGUCUCGCGUUGCUCGUGGGGCAUCACCAGGUGGUGGAGACGUGUAAGUUUGCCCCAAAGAGCGCGUACAAGUUCCUAGAUCCUCUUGCAGCGCAGGCGGUUGCGCGUGAGCUUGUGGACCUUGAGGGAUAUGAGGCGCUCUCGGUGAAAUACGCCGUGACGGGUGGUCGUGACGAUACUAUUCGCGUGUGGCUCUUGCCACUCCCCACUGAGCGUGCGCACCGACCGCCGCUUCCCGCCUCGAACCCCAGCGCAACCUGUUUCCUCGAGCUCAAGGGCCACACAUCGUGGGUGCGUGCGCUCCAGGUCCAUCCCAAUGGUCGCUUCUUGUUUUCCGCGUCUGACGACAGGAGCAUAAAGAUCUGGGAUCUCGAGCGAAAGGGCAAGUGCGUGAGGACAUUAAACGGGCACGAGGGGUUUGUGAAUGCCAUAACUAUGGCUCCACCCCACAACCCCGAGACCAACGUUGAGGAGAGCAAAGACGACGAGGAGGCAUUGACGAAAUCCAUCCGGUGUAUUUUCGCCAGUGGUGGUGGUGACAACACCGUGAGGUUAUGGAAUUAGAGUAGAUUCCUGGAUAAGUAAUACUUGUACUAUAUGUAAAUCGCUGUAAGGAGCAAAAAAAAAAAAAAAAAUCGAGGGUGAGAUGUUAAGCGUAUGUGAAACGGCUUAGCAACUAUAUACACAGCAUUAAUAAUUUAUUAUUGGAGUAAUUGAGUUAUGGGCUAUAAUCAGACUCUUAUC